AUGCAUCGCGUGACGCAGCUGGUGUCUAGCGGCUUCAAGAGCAGUCGAAGCACCACCCAAAAACACGCUUGCAGCGACACAGGACACUACCACCACGCGAACGUCCAGACGUCGGCACACCUCCCCCAGCUCGCUCCACCUGCCGACUUUUGCCGCGUCAAGCCCAACGAUCAUGCACAGAGCCAAUGCAAGGGUUGCGAUGUCGUGUGUGAACUACUGCGGUGGGGAGAGUCGCGGAAGAGACAGAACCCCGACUUUGAAGGGUGCUCGCCGCGGCGGGUCAUACACCUCAGCUACUGUGAGCUCGAGCUUUGUGGCUCCCGGAAGACUGGCUGUGACACUUGCCAAAUGAUACACCGCGGCUUCCUGCUGGACCAGAUCACGGGCCAAGACGCGGAUAGCCUGAGGAACCCAAACAACCAAUGGCCCAUCCACGCCAUGCUGACAAUCGGAAACUCGGGUAACAGUCUCCUCUUUACCAUCGAGUCGCCACAGACAACCCUCUUCACCACUACCAUACACCUACAGCGACCUCGGAAAUCAUCGGGUCACAAAAAAUCAUCCUCGCUCCACCCAGACUUCGCCGAGUUGCACAGCGUUGUGCGAGACUGUCUUGAUUAUCACGAGUGCUCCUCCAAGCACCGUUGGUCAGACCAAAACCCAACCUGGCUUCUCGAAAUCCUCCCGUACAACCAAGUCAGGCUGGUGGAAGGAAAGGGGAGGCCCGUGGAAUACGUGGUGCUAAGCUAUUCUUGGGGCGACCCGACGACCAUGCCGGCAGCCGAGUGGGCGAGGAUCAAGGCGGCCCGCACCAUGACGACGAAUGGCAAGCCUAUUCCCGAGCGCCUAAACGGCUUCGACCAGCGCGCGCUUCCCGAGACGAUGCAAGACGCCAUUUCCAUCUCGAAUGACCUCGGAUUUCGCUACAUCUGGAUUGACAGCGUGUGCAUCCCCAAGGGUACCGACUGGGACACGGAGGCGGCCCUGAUGCAUCAAGUAUACGGCAAUGCCGCCUUCACUCUCGUAGCUUGCUCCAGCACCAAGGCAACCGACCGACUGCUGUGCGACAGGCUAGCGUGGACGCAUCGGAAUGUGGCCCAUAAACUGCGCGGGCAGUUUCUCCACAACUCGCAAAUGUCCUUGGACAAAGUACGACUCGGCGCUCCCGUAUCUCAACGUUCCUGGACCCUCCAAGAGGAGCGGCUUUCUCCGCGGAUCCUGUACUGGGCUAAUCAGCGGUGGUACUGGUCAUGUACGGAACGGCAGACAGUUGAGAUGCGCGAAUUCGGAAUCCCAUCUCCCCUACUGCCCAAAGAAGCCUGGAGCCUUCCGCAUCGCUACUUAGAAGCAUGUCGCAUUGGAGAUGAGCACCAGCUCCACGAAGAAUGGCUGGACAUCGUCGAGGCCUACACGCGCCGCGACCUAGUGGAAGCCAAGGACCGCUUUUUGGCGAUUGCUGGCCUUGCUGUUCGCUUCUACAAUGCCAAGGCAGAGGUUGGCAAGGGGGCAGUUCCCGAGGAAUAUCUGGCAGGCCUGUGGAAGGACGACUUUGCCAGGCAACUAGCAUGGUCAGUCGUGAAGCCUGCGGCUCCAUGGCAGCACCUCCAACACAUUGCCCCGUCGUGGUCAUGGGCAUCGCUACCCCUGCUGGUGCACACCAAGACAAAGCACAGCUUCCGGCUAUCACCGCACUUCGAGUUUGUCGGCACCAAAUUCAUCAACCCCGCCGAGACUGCCAUUGGAGAUUUUUCGUCAAACGCGCGGGAGAUGGGCCAGUUCAUUGAAAGGCGAGGCAGAAACACAAAGGUCGUCGAGGUUAGGGGUCGCUUCCGCAAGUUCGUCUCGGCAAACUCGCAGAAGGUUCCUUGGGAGCGCAUCCAGAUCAAACGAGACGGGAGAGAGAUAUUCAACUUUACGCCCGGGUGUCAUACCCACUCACGAAACCUGAACGACGGCCGGGUUCUUACCAAGGACGCCCAUGGCGGAGAGAUUGUCGGCCAGCUCGACUACCUUGCGCCCCCCGACAGCCGCAACGAGGUCAAGAGGCUGGGAGUGUACCUCCCCGACGGUGCCGAGAAGGAUCUGUACUGCCUUGAGCUGGGAGAGUCGGCAAUGCUGCUGCUCCAGGCUAACAGGCGAUGGGGGGUAGCCGACUCUUACCGCCGUGUAGGUGUGUGCAUCGGCUACAAGAACCGCAGAGGGUUUUUCUAUGGUUGCACAGCAGAGAACAUAUUGCUGGCUUGA
Messenger RNA from Lasiosphaeria miniovina, 2244 nucleotides. Its product is annotated as heterokaryon incompatibility protein-domain-containing protein. Lineage: Eukaryota; Fungi; Ascomycota; Sordariomycetes; Sordariales; Lasiosphaeriaceae. Bases 1 to 2244 code for a protein of 747 amino acids. The transcript is spliced from 3 exons. The record is from RefSeq and is a predicted model, not a curated record.